Protopterus annectens (West African lungfish) is the source of this 1573-nucleotide messenger RNA. It is a transcript of the gene ARPC1B, whose product is annotated as actin related protein 2/3 complex subunit 1B. The transcript is spliced from 10 exons. Lineage: Eukaryota; Metazoa; Chordata; Ceratodontiformes; Protopteridae. Gene Ontology annotation, biological process: Arp2/3 complex-mediated actin nucleation. Gene Ontology annotation, cellular component: Arp2/3 protein complex; actin cytoskeleton. The coding region runs from base 164 to 1276 and encodes 370 amino acids. The record is from RefSeq and is a predicted model, not a curated record. Gene Ontology annotation, molecular function: actin filament binding.
GAGGAAGUUGAGCUAUUUUACAGGCAGAAACUUCUGUUUUCAUCAGAACUUGGUUAACGUUCAUGUUGACUGCACAGAGUCCAUGAACUUCGUGUCUUGCCUUUCCAGUUUAUUAGUUUCAGCUUUCUAACUUUGAGAAUCAUACUUUUACAGCUGUGUUACUAUGUGCUGCUACUACAGCUUUCUUGUCGAGCCAAUCAGCUGCCAUGCAUGGAACAAAGAUAGGACUCAAAUUGCCUUCUGUCCGAAUAACCAUGAGGUGCAUAUUUACAAGAAGGAUGGGAACAAAUGGACAAAAGUGCAUGAACUGAAGGAACACAAUGGACAGGUGACAGGUAUUGAUUGGGCCGCAGAAAGCAAUCGUAUUGUAACCUGUGGGACAGACCGUAAUGCCUAUGUGUGGACCUUGAAAGGCGAUACCUGGAAACCUACCCUGGUCAUUCUCAGAAUUAACCGUGCUGCUCGCUGUGUGAAAUGGUCUCCAAAGGAGAACAAAUUUGCAGUAGGCAGUGGAUCCCGCCUUAUAUCAAUCUGCUACUUUGAACAGGACAAUGACUGGUGGGUGUGUAAACAUAUUAAAAAGCCAAUUCGUUCCACCGUACUAAGUCUGGACUGGCAUCCAAACAAUAUCUUACUGGCAGCUGGAUCCUGUGAUUUUAAGUGCAGAGUUUUUUCUGCAUAUAUCAAGGAGGUGGAAGAGAAGCCAGCACCAACUCCAUGGGGUUCCAAGAUGCCCUUUGGAGAAGUGAUGUUUGAGUCAAGUGGCUCAGCUGGGUGGGUCCACAGUGUCUGCUUCUCUGGGAGUGGAAACCGCUUGGUAUGGGUCAGCCAUGACAGCACUGUUUGUAUCACAGAUGGCAACAAGAAAACAGAGGUUGCAUGUCUCAUCACUGAUUGCCUGCCAUUGCUGGCUGCAACCUUUAUUACUGAAAACAGCGUUGUAGCAGCUGGACAUGACUGCUGUCCAAAGCUGUUUGUCUAUGAUGAAAAAAAAGGUGAAGUUACCUUCCAGGGGAAGUUAGAUGUGCCUAAGCAGAGUUCACAGAAAGGAAUGACAGCUCGGGAACGGUUCAAAAAUCUUGAUAAGAAAGCUACCUCUGAGACUAAUGAUGUUACACUUGAAACUUUGCACAAAAACAGCAUCAGCCAAAUCUCAGUUCUUGAGGGUGGUAAAGGAAAAUGCGCCAAGUUCUGUACCACUGGCAUGGACGGUGGGAUGGCUAUAUGGGAUAUCAAGAGUUUGGAAUCUGCAAUGAAAGACCUGAAAAUUGUCUGAAGUACAAGACCUGUAACAGUCAACUAUAAAGAGCAUUUUUUUCUUACAGGUUCUGCUCUUAAAAUGCAAAGCUUUUCUUUGAAUUCUAAUAUGCUUAUAAAGUAAACCUUAGUUAGAAGUGAUUCUUAAGAAUCAUUGGACAAGUCCCAGUUUUACAGUGCAUUAAACAAUCAUUUCAAACAACAGGAAAUAACUAAAUAUAAAAAGCUGGAUUUUUUUUUUAAAUAUGCUGGUCAUAUAGUGCUUAUAACAGUUGUGAAGAUUAAUUCCAAAUAAACCAAUUUUUUUUUUCAUUGA